Aspergillus uvarum CBS 121591 is the source of this 1359-nucleotide messenger RNA. RefSeq names its product putative SNARE protein (Ufe1). Gene Ontology annotation, biological process: retrograde vesicle-mediated transport, Golgi to endoplasmic reticulum. NCBI's taxonomy places the organism in Eukaryota, Fungi, Ascomycota, Eurotiomycetes, Eurotiales, Aspergillaceae. The transcript is spliced from 3 exons. Gene Ontology annotation, cellular component: endoplasmic reticulum; SNARE complex. Bases 72 to 1271 code for a protein of 399 amino acids. The record is from RefSeq and is a predicted model, not a curated record.
CAUCCCUCUGUUUAGUCCGCCACCACCCAUCUCCAUACCGUUCCCGUUCUCAUGCUCCACCACCCUCCAAAAUGACAGACCUAACCCCAACUCUGCACGAGCUCCUAAAAAGCAAACCCAAUGCCCCGCGCCUCUCGAACAGGCAUCAUCACCUCUCCACCGAGACGGCGGACGAGUUCCUCAAAGAAGCCUACCGGAUCAACAACCACAUAACCUCCCUCCUCCACUACCUCCACCGCAUCCGCCCAUCCUACCUCUCCAUCACCAACCACAACCACAACACCAACAAACCCAAACCCACCAGCCCCUCGACCGCCUCACCCACCGUCCCCCUCCCCACCCACCCCGCGAAAGACCUCACCGAAACCGACCGCACCGAAAUCGACACCUCAACCUCCCACCUCCUCCGCCAACUCUCCACCUCCAUCUCCACGCUCGCCUCCGCCGAGACCCUGCGCCACGAGACGCGGGCGCAGCUCCUCCGGAAAAAAUACGGGAGUCGCAUGGGGAUUCUGGGCCGGUGGGCGGCUGGCGGUGAUGAGCUGCAAACCCGCGCGGUGACCCCGGAGCAACGGGCCGAGGAGGCGGCCGAGGAGAACACGAAGCAGCUCCGCGCGGCGGUGCUGUGGUUCCUGCAGCGGAAGUUGGAGGCGGUGGUGGAGGUGCAGCGUGGGAUGGUGGAGAAGAGAUUGGAGAGGGUUAGGGAACGGGAGAGGAGUGUGCUUUAUCUGUCGCAGCAGCAGCAGCAGUUACAACAACUAGCCAGAGAGCAGGGGGUGCGGGGAGAGCAGCAGAGUCAAGGGUCGGGACAAGGUGCAGGUGCGGCCGAUAGGAUGCUGCCGCCCGGGGAAACGCAGGGCCAGCGGUUAGAAGAGACCGAACUCCACGCCAUCGAGGCGCAGCUCUCGCCGGAGCAGUUGCAGCUCUUUGCGGAGGAGAAUGAUGCCAUGGUCAAGUAUUAUGAGGAUACGUUGAGUAAGGUCCGGUAUGUUGCCUUCCCCUUUCGUUCCCCUUGCGGAGCUUCUCGGGGAACCGCCGAGAAAUCUCUCCUGGAGAUCUCCUCCCUCCAACAGACCCUCGUGGCCCAUCUGUCCACGCAGGAGGAAUACAUCAGCCAACUGGUUACGGACGCGAGCAAUACGCAUUCCAACAUCGGGCAAGGAAACAAGGAGCUCAAGCGCGCGAGCGAGCGGCGGAGUACCGCGCAGGCGGUGUUUUGGGGCACCGUCGGACUGUGUACGUGGUUGGUGGUGUGGGAUCUGGUCUUCUAGACUUACCGUCAAGUCAAGGGUGGAAGGCAAACUGUACACUGUACACUGUAAAUCCCAGCAACACAUUCUAAUCUUUUGCUUCUUUGCG